This is a messenger RNA of Hippocampus comes (tiger tail seahorse), 3659 nucleotides long. Its product is annotated as phospholipid-transporting ATPase ID-like. The transcript has 29 exons. The record is from RefSeq and is a predicted model, not a curated record. Lineage: Eukaryota; Metazoa; Chordata; Actinopteri; Syngnathiformes; Syngnathidae. Bases 267 to 3659 code for a protein of 1130 amino acids. Gene Ontology annotation, biological process: Golgi organization; phospholipid translocation. Gene Ontology annotation, cellular component: plasma membrane; trans-Golgi network. Gene Ontology annotation, molecular function: ATP binding; ATP hydrolysis activity; ATPase-coupled intramembrane lipid carrier activity.
UAAUUAACCAUGGCCAUUCAUCGCAAAUGUUGUUUUACUGCCCGUGCUGUGUCACCAUCCCGGUCCAAAGAUUGCCUCAUUGUUUACACGCGCUCUGCACCAAGAGGCUCACUCGGAUCCCAGCUCCUCAUUUUUGAACCAAAAUUCUUGACUAGGUGCCUCCAAUCUCACCACUUCUUCCAUUCUGCCCGUCCGUCUUUCAUCCAGCAGAACCACCUGGUUCUCAACUCUGUACCAGGUUGGGGUCUGAAAGUCCAAAAGAUAAGAUGGGAUCAGGAGUGUCCUGCUUCGGUCAGAUGUGUGGGCAGCAGAACAAGCGAGAGGCGGAGAGACGAUUGCGAGCUAAUGACAGAGCGUUCAACCUUUCUUACCGUUAUGCUGAUAAUGCCAUCAAGACAUCCAAAUACAACAUCUUCACCUUUCUGCCGCUGAACCUUUUCGAGCAGUUCAGGAGGCUCGCUAACUGCUUUUUCCUCUUCCUCUUUACACUUCAGCUCAUCCCACAAAUCUCCUCGCUCGCCUGGUUUACCACAGCCGCUCUUCUAAUUUUGGUGCUCUCCAUCACGGCGGUCAAAGAUGCCUCCGAUGACAUAAACAGACACAAAAGUGACAACCAGGUGAAUAACCGUGAAGUGAGCGUCCUCGUUGAUGGAGAACUGAGAACUGAAAAAUGGAUGAAUGUUCACGUUGGAGAUAUAGUCAAACUGGAAAAUAACCACUUUGCCACAGCAGACCUUCUUUUACUCUCCAGCAGUGAGCCUCUCAAUGUGGUUUAUGUUAAAACGGCUGAAUUAGACGGUGAAACCAAUCUGAAGGUGAAACAGGCACUGACUGUCACUGGAGCGAUGGGAGACGACACUGAAGCACUGUCCAGCUUCAACGGAGAAAUUAAAUGUGAACCUCCAAACAAUCGUCUGGAAAUUUUUAGAGGGACACUCACAGUAAAUGGACAAACAUAUUCUUUGGACAAUGACAAAGUGCUUCUGCGUGGAUGCACUCUGAGAAAUACAGAGUGGUGCUUUGGACUAGUUAUCUUUGGAGGUCCAGACACCAAGUUGAUACAGAACAGUGGAAAGACAACAUUCAAAAGGACGAGCAUUGAUCACCUCAUGAACAUAUUGGUGCUUUGUAUUUUUGUUUUCCUGCUGUCCAUGUGCUCCGUUCUGGCCAUUGGCCAUGCCAUUUGGGAGAUGUCCGAGGGUUCCGUUUUCACUGUGUUCCUCCCUUCAGAACCAGGCAUCGAUGCUCCUCUCUCAUCAUUCCUCUGCUUCUGGUCUUAUGUGAUUCUCCUGAACACGGUGGUGCCCAUGUCUCUCUUUGUCAGCGUGGAAGCCAUCCGUCUGGUGAAUAGUUUUUACAUUGACUGGGACAGGAAGAUGUAUUACCCCAAGAGUGACACUCCGGCUGAGGCGAGGACCACCACUCUGAAUGAAGAGCUGGGUCAGAUCAAAUAUAUCUUCAGCGACAAGACCGGUACCCUGACGCAGAACAUCAUGACAUUCAAUAAGUGCUCGAUCAAUGGCAAACGUUAUGGGGAGCUCUUGGACUUUUCAGGACAGAGCACUGAAGUAACAGAGAGUACACCGAGGGUCGAUUUCACGUGGAACCAGCAAGCCGAUCCAAAGUUCAUUUUUCACGACCACAAUCUGGUGGACACUGUCAGGGAUGGCAACUCAGAGGCUCAAGAAUUCUUCCGUUUGUUGGCUCUGUGCCACACAGUGAUGCCCGAGGAAAAAACAGAGGGGGAGCUACAUUACCAGGCUCAGUCCCCGGAUGAAGGUGCUCUGGUCACCGCUGCAAGAAACUUUGGCUUUGUGUUCCAUUCACGCACCCCAGAGACCGUCACAGUGGAGGAAUUGGGCACGCUAGUCAUCUAUGAACUUUUGGCUGUUUUAGAUUUCAAUAACGUGCGCAAGAGGAUGUCAGUCAUAGUGCGCAACCCUGAAGGGAGGCUGACUCUUUACUGCAAAGGGGCAGACACCGUCAUCUACGAGAGGCUGCACACCUGCUGUACCGCACUCAAGUGUGUCACCACCGGACACCUCAAUGAAUACGCAGGUGAUGGUCUCCGCACUUUGGUUCUGGCUUACAAGGACUUGGACGAGAGCUAUGUGAAGGAGUGGAUGCGGCGCCACCAUGAGGCCAGCACCACCAUCGGAGAACGAGACGAGAAACUUCAUGAGCUGUAUGAAGAGAUUGAGAAAGACUUGUUGCUUCUGGGAGCAACGGCAGUGGAAGACAAGUUGCAGGAUGGUGUGCCUCAGACAAUAGAGCAGCUGGCCAAAGCUGACAUCAAAAUCUGGGUUUUGACCGGAGAUAAACAAGAGACGGCAGAAAAUAUUGGCUAUUCUUGCAACAUGCUGCGAGAGGAAAUGAAGGACGUUUUCACCGUGUCCGCAAAUACAGCAGAAGGAGUCAAAGAGGAGCUUCAAAGUGCAAGAAAGAAAAUGUGUCCGACGGCAGCAAAAGAACCAAAAGUGACCAAAGCUCGCUCAGGCCUCUUGUGGUUGCAAAGAACCGAAACUGUUCAAGAUGACAAAGUGGAUGGGGAAUAUGCACUUGUUAUAAAUGGACACAGUCUGGCCUUUGCCUUAGAGAAAGGCUUGGAAUUGGAACUAUUAAGGACGGCAUGCAUGUGCCAAACCGUGAUCUGCUGCAGGGUCACCCCACUACAGAAAGCCCAGGUUGUUGAACUGGUGAAAAAAUACAAACAGGCGGUCACUUUGGCUAUUGGGGAUGGGGCCAACGACGUCAGCAUGAUCAAGGCUGCACAUAUUGGUGUCGGCAUCAGUGGUCAGGAGGGCAUGCAGGCCGUUCUGUCCAGUGACUUCUCCUUUGCCCAGUUCCGCUAUUUGCAGCGUCUGCUGCUGGUGCACGGGCGCUGGUCAUAUCUGCGCAUGUGCAAGUUUCUACAGUACUUCUUCUACAAGAACUUCACCUUCACCUUCGUACAUUUCUGGUACGCCUUCUUCUGUGGCUUUUCUGCACAGACUGUGUAUGACGAGUGGUUCAUCACCAUGUACAACCUGGUGUACACAGCCCUCCCUGUCCUAGGAAUGAGUCUUUUUGACCAGGAUGUGAAUGAUCGCUGGAGUUUCCAGUAUCCGCAGCUCUACUCCCCUGGGCCUCUGAACACUUAUUUCAACAAGAAAUUAUUUGUCCGUUGCAUGAUGCACAGUUGCUACAGCUCCCUCAUCCUCUUCUUCAUUCCAUGGGCGGCGAUGCAUGACACAGUCCGAGACGACGGCAAAGACAUUGCGGAUUAUCAGUCCUUUGCUUUACUGGCACAGACGUGUUUGCUUGUCGUGGUCAGCAUCCAGCUGUGUCUAGACACCCAUUACUGGACAGCUGUGAACCAGUUUUUUGUGUGGGGCAGCCUUGCAGUCUACUUUGCUACCACGUUUACCAUGUUCAGCAAUGGCAUGUUCCUAAUCUUCACCUCCGCAUUCCCCUUUAUCGGUACAGCGAGGAACUCUCUGAACCAGCCUAAUGUGUGGCUGAUUAUACUCUUGACAACGCUCCUCUGUAGUCUGCCGGUGGUGGCUUACCGUUUCACUGUCAUUCAGCUUUGUCCCACCGUCAAUGAUAAGGUGAGACAUAAGUUGCGGAAGGAGGCGCUGCCAGGCCCCGCGCCUCGUCGUCCGCCCGGGACCGAUUGA